Molecule: messenger RNA, 660 nt
Organism: Penicillium egyptiacum
Lineage: Eukaryota; Fungi; Ascomycota; Eurotiomycetes; Eurotiales; Aspergillaceae
Source: the annotation of a GenBank genome assembly
AUGACCAUGAAUCAGCAAUCGACCAAAGAAAAAGCAGAGGCCUUGAUCGGCGCUCUAGAAAAGUAUGGUCAAGGUGACUAUAUUGGAGAGUCGAUUAGCCAGUUAGAACACUGUCUGCAGGCGGCUCAUCAGGCCCAUAAAGCGGGCAUGUAUCGUUCAACGUUAAUAUCUCUGACGCUUACUAACUUUCUUCUAGAUGCUCGUGACGAGUUGGUAAUUGCGGCUUUGUUGCAUGACAUUGGUCAAAUCAUUCCGCUGGAAUCCACUAAGGAAGCACGGAUGAAUCUUCGCGGAAGCGCGGAGAAUGUCGGCCGUGUCGGGCAUGAAGCCAUCGGGGCAUCAUACCUGCGAUCUCUUGGAUUUAGCGAGGUAGUGUGUCGCUUGGUAAAUAGCCAUGUCGCUGCGAAGCGGUACCUCACUGCUACUGACCAAGGAUACUACGAAUCUCUAUCAUCUGCCUCGCAGAAAUCGCUGGCAUUUCAAGGUGGCCCCUUCCGAGAUGCCAACCUCAAGAACUUCGAGGAAGAUCCACUUCGAGACGAAAUGGUCUCACUCCGACUGUGGGACGAUGCUGCCAAAUUGGAGGGUAUUGAGGCCAUCACUCCCCGUGCUGGGGUCUAUCUGGACAUGAUCAUCGCGCAUUUGCUCCGUGAAACCUGA